Molecule: messenger RNA, 1634 nt
Organism: Spizellomyces punctatus DAOM BR117
Lineage: Eukaryota; Fungi; Chytridiomycota; Chytridiomycetes; Spizellomycetales; Spizellomycetaceae
Product: septin CDC3
Exons: 11
Coding region: 163-1389 (408 amino acids)
Biological process (GO): cytoskeleton-dependent cytokinesis
Cellular component (GO): microtubule cytoskeleton; septin complex; cell division site
Molecular function (GO): molecular adaptor activity; GTP binding; GTPase activity
Source: RefSeq, a predicted model, not a curated record
CCGUUUCCCACCGUUCGUACUCGCCUAGGAUCGCGCGAGCUGACACCCUUUGUCUCAUCUUUGCUAGAGAGUCCUGCCCGUUGUUCCGACCCGCGCACAUUGAGGAUUUGAUUACUCGCCGCAUCAGACGUACAUCUUCAGCGACACGCUUUCAUUCUCGAAAUGGCUGACGUCGUUUCUAUCCCAAUCGUAAAAAAGAAACUUGCUGGAUAUGUGGGUUUCCAUAACCUGCCCAACCAGGUUCACCGAAAAUCCGUCAAGAAGGGAUUCCAGUUUACCCUGAUGGUCGUUGGCGAAUCGGGUCUCGGCAAAAGUACGCUUGUCAAUACUCUUUUCAACACUUCUCUCUAUCCAAAUAAGGAGAACAAGGAACCCACACACGAAAGUCCCAAAACUGUAGAAAUUCAGACCAUCAGCGCCGAUAUCGAGGAAAAUGGUGUGAAAUUGAAGCUUACCGUCAUUGACACUCCCGGGUUCGGUGAUUUUGUAAAUAAUGAGGAGAGCUGGCGCCCGAUUUUGGAAAACAUCGAGGCGCGAUACGACGCUUACCUCGAGCAGGAGAACCGUGUGAACCGUAAGAGAAUCGUGGACACCCGCGUACAUGCUUGUUUAUACUUCAUUGCGCCAACUGGCCACUCUCUGAAGCCGCUCGAUAUUGAGUUUAUGAAACAAUUGGCCGGCCGUGUGAACCUCAUUCCUGUCAUUGCAAAAUCCGAUACGCUGACUGAAGAUGAAAUCAAAGCCUUCAAAGCCCGGAUUUUGGAAGAUAUUGCUUAUAAUAAGAUUCAAAUAUACCAGCCGCCCAUGUACGACAACGAUGAUCCGGAAACUGUCCAAGAGAACAAGGACAUCAUUUCUCGGAUUCCGUUUGCCAUUGUUGGUAGUGACAAGGAGGUGGACGUUGGUGGAAAAAAAGUCCGUGGAAGGAAGUAUCCAUGGGGUGUUAUCGAAGUCGACAAUGAAGAUCACUGCGACUUUGUCAAGUUGCGACAGAUGCUGGUCAGGACACAUAUGGAGGAGUUGAAGGAAUACACUAAUGAAGUCCUGUACGAGAGCUACCGCAUUAGCAAGCUGGCGCGGGGCGGAUACGAGGUCUCAUCCGAUGGCAGUGCUCUCAACCCUCUCUCAAAGUUCGAGGAGGAGAAGCUUGCACAUGAGCAAAAGAUGGCAAAGAUGGAAGCGGAGAUGAAAGCAGUAUUCCAGCAAAAGGUUGCAGAGAAAGAAGCAAAAUUGAAGCAGUCCGAGGAAGAACUCUAUGCUCGUCACCGGGAAAUGAAGGAACAGCUUGAGAAGCAGCGACUAGAACUUGAGGAAAAGAAACGGAGAUUGGAGUCGGGUCGACCUGGAACGCCGGAAAAGGGAAAGAAGAAUAAAGGUCUUUUCAAAUAGUCAUGGACCAUGAUCACCCUUCCGUUUCUUUAUCUGGAUUAUGUCUCUCUGUUUGACCUGGAGUCGAUGGAGAUGUGUUGUUCCACUCAAUCUAGAAAAAAACCAUUAUUUAGAAAAUUGAGAGUGCGGGCUUGGGGUAUGGGAUGGACUGCCUUUUGGAAUCGAAGUAGCUAUCCUUCGCACCUUUUGCAGAAAUAUUGUACUCGUGAAAGCUUUAUUUCAAUAUGAACGUCAUAGGAUUUUAA